AUGUCAAGAACACGUGGAAUGCACAGGUGCGGCACGUGUCGGCGAUGGUUACGGCCAGGAGGGACCUACACCGUCGCUGAAAACGAGAGUCGCGAGCUGUUGGGCAUCUGCCUUAAGAGCAUCAAGGGAAUUGGCAAAGAUGUGCAACUGGCCAAUGCCAGCUUCAUCUGGACGGAGCCCCACUCUAAAGAGCUCAAGGUGAAGUUGGAACUGCAGCAGGAGGCACUUGUCGGAGUGGUUGUGAGACAGACGGUGAUUGUCGAGCUGCGAGUGAAUAACCUUCAGUGCGAUGAGUGCAAGAAGAGCUACACGAAACACACCUGGGACAGCUCCGUUCAGGUUCGGCAGCGCUCAGAGCACAGACGGACAUUGAUGAUGCUGGAGCAGCUGAUUCUAAAGCACAAGGCUCACACGAAGUUGAUCCAGUUGACGCCAACGAAGGAGGGUUUGGAUUUCUUCUUCAGCAAAGAGCGGGAUGCACAGGACUUCGUAUCGUUUCUCAAGAACUGGGCUGUGGUCAAGCACCAUGAGUCCAAGCAUUUGGUAAGCCACAACGCGCAGAACACCACGUACAGGUUCAAGCGAACUACAUGUGUAGAAGUUUGCCCGAUUUGCCGGGACGAUUUGGUGUUUCUGCCGAAGAAGACGGCACAGGCCCUGGGAGGCUUGCCGCCACUGAUGCUUUGUCUCAAGGCUUCCUCACAGCUCUGUCUCGUCGACCCUGCGUCCUCUCGAUGUGUGGAGGUUGCCAGCGCAGAAUACUGGCGGAAGCCCUUCCAGUCCGUAAGCAUCCCUUCCAAGUUGACAGAGUUCAUCGUUUUGGACAUUGAGGAGUCUGACCUUGCGCGAGGGCGCGGAGGCAGUGCUGCGUCUGUGCAGCCAUGCGAAGUUGAGAUCGCACGCAUUGCUGACUUCGGGCACAAUGACGAGCGUUUGACGGUGCGCUGCCACCUAGGUGCAAUCCUUCAUGUCGGGGACUCUGUUUUGGGCUACGACCUUCGAUCCUUACAUCUUGGUAUGGACGAAGACGAGCUGGGAGGAGUCCCACCCUUGGAGGUGUACCUGGUCAAGAAGAAGCGACCAGAACGCACGAAGAAAAAGAAGCCACAUCCAAAGCGUGGUAAAGGUGUGCUCAGCACAGCAGCUUCUGUGCAGAGCAGCUUCCUGGAACCAGACAGAGAGGACAAGCAGCCCACAAUGCCUGCAGAGGACGAGCACCCAGAGGACAUGGAAGACGAGGCUGCCGAAAUGAAGGCAGCCGCCGAAGCGCUUCUGACACAGCUGGGUGCUUCCGGGACAUUCAGGCUGGCAUCACUGUGUCACGCCUGGCUGGACCUUGGUGCAUCCUUCCAGAUCCGCAGAUGA
This is a messenger RNA of Symbiodinium necroappetens, 1365 nucleotides long. NCBI's taxonomy places the organism in Eukaryota, Dinophyceae, Suessiales, Symbiodiniaceae. The record is from the annotation of a GenBank genome assembly.